Fonsecaea multimorphosa CBS 102226 is the source of this 975-nucleotide messenger RNA. RefSeq lists its product as uncharacterized. Bases 1 to 975 code for a protein of 324 amino acids. The record is from RefSeq and is a predicted model, not a curated record. Lineage: Eukaryota; Fungi; Ascomycota; Eurotiomycetes; Chaetothyriales; Herpotrichiellaceae. The transcript has 2 exons.
AUGGCCUUUGGAUUUGAGACAACCGGCAAUGAGAUAGUCGACACCUUCAGAGACCAAGUUAAGGGCAAGACCUUCCUGAUCACCGGUCCAACUCCAGGAGGCAUCGGCGCCGAAUCAGCACUCUGUCUCGCGCGAGCUCGCCCAAAACAUCUGAUCCUCGCGGGCCGCUCAAAACAAAAGAUCCAACCUCUCAUCAGCCAAGUCCAGGAGAUUGACCCGAGCGUGAAAACCAGCUUCAUCCAGCUCGACCUCGGGAGCCAAAAAUCUGUACGGCAAGCAGUCGAGGACGUCAAAGCUCUCCUUCUUUCUGAGGACGACAAGAUAGACUGCGUGAUCCUCAAUGCCGCCAUCAUGGCCUGUCCGUACGCGCUCACGGAAGACGGCAUCGAGACGCAGUUCGGCACAAACCACCUGGGCCACUUCCUCUUUUGUAACCUCCUCCUGAAGAACGGUCUGAUCCGGUCGCGAGUCGUCAUCGUCAGUAGCUCCGCGUCCGAACGCAUGGCAGAGUACGCUCUCCAGCCCCUUGGUGAUCCAUCCUACGACCACGGCCGCGCCUACGACCCGAUGCAAGCAUACACUUUCUCCAAGGCCUGCGGAGUCCUCUACGGGAAGCGACUCGCGAGGCUGCUCAGACAGAGACACCACGACAUUUCCGUCUUCAGCCUGAACCCAGGAAGCAUCCGGACAAACCUCCAGGGGCACAUGCUUGCCGACGCCGACAUGCGAAGCAAAGCCAUCAAAGUCGCAAGACGGUAUAACCCAGAGUUCAAGAUCCCCGAGCCCAAGACCCUGCAGCAGGGCUGCGCAACGCAGCUACGUGCUGCCUUGGACCCGAGUCUUGCCACUGACUCGGGCGCAUACCUCGACGACUGCCAGGUGGCCAAGGUUGGUGUCCACGAGGGCCAUGAGCAAUACAUCGACCAAGUUUGGGAGCUCAGCGAGCGGCUUGUAGGAGAGACGUUUGAAUUUUAA